CUCGUAUCAUCACAGCCCUGGAGGGCACUGGGGCUCCUCUUUAUCUUCUAAAACACCGAUGCCUCCACCAUUACCACCGCCUCCACCAUUUUGCCAAGGCUGGUCACCGUCCAACUCAAGGAUUGAGCCUGAGAAGCCGAAACUCUGGGCUUUGGUAAUCAAGGUUGUCCUGUUGUGUCAUUCAGGGAGUGGUUUGAAGGUGCGAGCCAAGGAUAGGCACGGGGAUACGAGUGAAUUGGGAGAAAUGAUGAGAACAAAAUGGGGAUAUUGUGAAGGAAGAGAUCGGAACUGCAAUCUUUAUUCGUAAUUCUCUGUUCUUGUUUUAGCUUGUGGGUUGAAUUGGGCCGGCUUCCCAGUUUAGCCCUUUUUGCGUGGAGUACAAGAGAAGCCCAUUGGUGUCUACACCCAUUAGUCUUAGCAUUACCCACUGAGGAACUCAAAAAAAAAAGAAAAAAAAAUUUAAUAAAUUAUCAUGUGUUUU
This is a messenger RNA of Rubroshorea leprosula, 481 nucleotides long. The record is from the annotation of a GenBank genome assembly. NCBI's taxonomy places the organism in Eukaryota, Viridiplantae, Streptophyta, Magnoliopsida, Malvales, Dipterocarpaceae.